UCUGAUGGCAACACCCGUCUGGACAUGUUUGAGCACAUCAGCCUCAUGACCCUGGAGAGUCUGCUGAAAUGUGUCUUCAGCUUGGACAGCAACUGCCAGGAGAAGCCCAGAGAAUAUAUUGCUGCCAUCUUGGAGCUCAGUGCCCUCGUAGCGAAACGGGAGCAGCAGAUCCUUCUGCACUUAGACUCACUGUACCGCCUCACUGCCAAUGGGAGGCGCUUCCGCAAGGUCUGCCGCUUGGUACAUGACUUCACAGAUGCUGCCAUCCAGGAUCGGCGCCGCAAUCUCUCAGAACAGGGUGUGGAUGACUUUCUCAAGGCCAAGACUAAGUCC
This is a messenger RNA of Chrysochloris asiatica (Cape golden mole), 333 nucleotides long. RefSeq names its product leukotriene-B(4) omega-hydroxylase 2-like. The annotation marks the transcript as partial. The transcript has 2 exons. The record is from RefSeq and is a predicted model, not a curated record. Gene Ontology annotation, molecular function: monooxygenase activity; heme binding; iron ion binding. Lineage: Eukaryota; Metazoa; Chordata; Mammalia; Afrosoricida; Chrysochloridae.